Molecule: messenger RNA, 1357 nt
Organism: Nannospalax galili (Upper Galilee mountains blind mole rat)
Lineage: Eukaryota; Metazoa; Chordata; Mammalia; Rodentia; Spalacidae
Gene: Pex11g
Product: peroxisomal biogenesis factor 11 gamma
Exons: 5
Coding region: 291-1016 (241 amino acids)
Biological process (GO): peroxisome fission
Cellular component (GO): peroxisomal membrane
Source: RefSeq, a predicted model, not a curated record
UUAUUUGGAAUGUUUGGUUUUUCUAACGCGCGAAUUGAGUUAAUUUUGAAUUACUUUGCUGGUGGCAGCUGCUUAAGCAGCUGAUUGCUACAGGCUCCGAAGGUCACUCUGGGUCCCCAGGGGUGUGGGGAGGACACGGCAACGCUCCAUUUACAAACCAGGCUCCUCUUUGCACUAGGACAAAGGGCCUCAGUUGCGCCUGCGCAGAGAGUGCAGGCUUCGCGGGACUUCAUGUCCUUCCGGGACCAAGGCUUGACCCCGCCCCUGGGUGACAUCACGACGGAGUUGCCAUGGCGCUGCUGAACAGUCUGGCUUCCACGCUGGAGUCGUACCGGGGCCGGGACCGCCUGAUCCGAACUCUGGGGUACUGCUGUCAGCUCAUUGGUGGAGUCCUGGUUGAACAAUUUCCUACCAGAUCAGAAGUGGGGAUGCGCUUGCUUGCGGUGUCUGCCCAGCUCAGCCACUGCAGGACUGUCCUUCGACUGUUCGAUGACCUGGCCAUGUUUUCCUACACUAAGCAGUAUGGCCUGGGGGCAGAGGAGGAAGAUGUCCUUAUCCGCUGGUUGUCUGUCCUGGGCAACAUGGCCGACCAGCUAUACUAUCCAUGUGAGCAUGUUGCCUGGGCUGCAGAUGCCAAAGUCCUCCAUGUGGACUCUGCUCGGUGGUGGACAGUGAGCACCGCCCUCUGGGGUCUCUCCCUGCUUCUUGGGAUUGUCAAGUCCCUGUGGAUGAUGCUAAAGCUGAGGGAGAAGCUGGGGAGCCCCACGGCCACCUUCACAAGCCGGCUGACCCGGAGCAAGAGGAGGGCCCUGGAGCUGCAAUUGCGGUCAGAAGUUUUGACUCUCCUCAGUAACCUGGCUGACUUGGCCAACGCUGUACACUGGUUGCCCCGAGGUGUUCUGUGGGCUGGCCGCUUCCCUUCCUGGCUGGUGGGCCUCAUGGGCACCAUCUCUUCCUUGCUCAGUAUAUACCAGGCUGCCAGGACCGGCAGCCAGGCUGAGGCCAACAGUCCUUGACAUAGCCCCCAAGCAGCAGGUGGUAGAUAUAGCGAGAACUCCACAGAAGACUCAGAUCCUGGGAUGGGAACCACUAGCCAGGGUGCAUCUGUAAUUGUACACUCCUGGAACAGCCCCUGGGUGGGGUGGGAAAUGGGCUGAUUGAGCUGAUUCCUGGAGGACCACAUGAAGAGGACCUCAGGAUCCCGAGACAAGGCUGGGCUGACACAAUCCCAGGAGGCUUCUGCUAGAACCUUCUAUCUGCUGGUCAGCUGAAAGGCAAGCAGGAGAGACAUAUGACACCUCAGGACAGGUUUUGGGAAAGCUGGAAUGAUUAAUUAAAUAUCUUGGUGCUGGCCCCA